UCGCGGGGUUGCUCAAAAACGGCGCGGUUCCAGUAUUUAACCAUUAUUUUUUAAGACAAGAUCCAGCCAGCAUUACCCGUUUCUCUUGAGCUAUUAAACUGAAGAUGGAUAGCCUCGACGCUGACGGUCAAGUGGAGUUUGCUCAGCUUGCAGAGCAAGCAGAAAGACAUGAAGACAUGGCCAAGGCAAUGGCUUUUGUUGCAAAAGAAAGAGCAGUGGCCAAGACACCAUUGACAUCUAAUGAGAGGAAUCUCUUGUCCAUUGCUUUCAAACAUGUUGUGGGAGCUCGUCGCACUUCGUGGAGAGCAAUGGCAAGUAUGGAGACCAAGUACGAAGAGGCAAAGGAGUAUAAGGACCGAAUUGAGAAGGAGCUUAAUGAUAUAUGCAACCAAGUUAUUGAUCUCCUGACUCCAAUCAUAGAGAACGCAACAGAAAAUGAGUCUAAAGUAUUCUACAAUAAGAUGAAGGGAGACUACUACCGGUAUCGUGCCGAAGUUGCUUCAAAUGACAAAAAUGAGAUUGUUGGCAAAGCUAAAGAAGCUUACGAAGCUGCCGUUGAGGCUGGUAAUGAGAUGCCCUCAACUCACCCAAUCAGACUCGGUCUGGCUCUCAACUAUUCCGUGUUCCACUACGAGAUUGCCAACGAGCCUGAAAAAGCUUGUGCAUUUGCUAAAAAAGCAUUUGAUGAAGCUAUUGCUGGCCUGGAUGACCUGAAAGAUGGUAGCAGCUCAUACAAGGACAGUACUCUCAUCAUGCAGCUCCUUAGGGACAACCUCACUUUAUGGACAUCAGCUGAUCAAGAAGCAAAUGAAGAAGGACAAAACUAGCUUUAUACAUGUACUGUGUUUUGAGAUAUUAUUUUAUGCGGGGUAUAAACACAUUUUUAACUUC
Halichondria panicea is the source of this 891-nucleotide messenger RNA. RefSeq names its product 14-3-3 protein zeta-like. Gene Ontology annotation, cellular component: cytoplasm. The coding region runs from base 105 to 827 and encodes 240 amino acids. The transcript has 6 exons. Gene Ontology annotation, biological process: signal transduction; intracellular protein localization. The record is from RefSeq and is a predicted model, not a curated record. Lineage: Eukaryota; Metazoa; Porifera; Demospongiae; Suberitida; Halichondriidae.